Alosa alosa (allis shad) is the source of this 3498-nucleotide messenger RNA. RefSeq names its product chromosome 20 C6orf47 homolog (gene c20h6orf47). Lineage: Eukaryota; Metazoa; Chordata; Actinopteri; Clupeiformes; Clupeidae. The record is from RefSeq and is a predicted model, not a curated record. The transcript is spliced from 12 exons. Bases 665 to 1633 code for a protein of 322 amino acids.
AUCCUUCUUCUCCCGCUCACCGUGUCCAUGAGGUGGUUUCAGGGCACCUUUUUUCAUUCUGCGAUGGCCCUAGUCAGGACAGUGCGAGGUGACCAAGAGACGUUGAUAUCAUGAAAUAUGUCAUGAGUCGUUUGAAAUGCGACCUGAUCUGGUGAGGCCCCCGUGACCAUGGGCUCAAGCGACCCGUGUACAAUCCUGUGACUUUAAGUCAACAGGCUUUCCAAAACAUGGUGGAGUUCAGUUGAAGGGUUUGAUCGGCGGUAUUCUCAUCAUGUGUCUUGAAGGAGGAUGCAGGAUGGACCUGUUGAAGACUGACUUGGAUGGUAUCGUGGUCUGCAGUGAGGCUGAAGCUCCUGGUCUGAAGUGAUGAGGUAUCUUCCUGCAACAAGAAGCUAUCAUGGAGCUUGGUUGGAGGAAUUCCCACGAUGUGUCUUGUAGGAGGAAGCAGGAUGGGCCUUUUGAAGUCUUGUAGGAGGAAGCAGGAUGGGCCUUUUGAAGACUGACUUGCAUGGUAUCGUGGUCUGCAGUGAAGUUGAAGCUCCUGGUCUGAAGUGAGGUGUGUUCCUGCAACAGGAAGGUGUCCAUGAAGUUCACUGGAUUAACAGCUCUCUAAGACUAAUAAAAGUCUUCUUUGUGAGAGGACCAAGCGGCCAGGAGUGCUGUCAUGACGUCUGUGACCCAGCGGGUUUGGGGAUGGGUGCGCCCUACCCUGGUCUACCGGCCAUGGGGGGAUAAAGGUAGCCCCAAGAAGUGUGUGAUGGAUGACAGCAGCCCGAGGACCAGCUGGGGUUGGGGGGGUGUCUUGUCAUGGGUGUGGGGGGCGCCAAAAGAGAAGACUUACCACAAGGCACUGACAGAGGAGUACUGGGAGGCAGCAGAGGAUACAGUACAGCACAGGGAAGUGGAGGACUUGAGAGCCGGUUUUGGCACUCAUGAGUGUGACGGCAGACCCCCAGUGAAGAGUGCCUCACGGUGGUGGCACGCCAUGCUGCCCACCUCUUACCUGCCCUGGUCUAGGUUGGCCGCCUCCGAUGGAGUCUGGCAGCGUAAGGUGGCGGGGUGGGGAGAAAGCUCAUGGGACAAUGAUAAGGUGGACGGGGAUAUCUCAGACUAUGACACCCCACCCCCAUCCCCUACACCGUUCCAGAAGGCUUCGUCUUUUAGUGUUUUCUCACGGUCCUGGGAAGGGGAGAUCUUGCCGGAGCACUUUGACAUCUGCUUUAACUUCCUUCGACAUCUCUUCGAUCUGUGUGUAGUUGGCCUGCUCUGGGCGGUGUCCCUCCCCGCUCGUGUGUUCUUGGACGUUUUGGGGGUGCAGGGCGCCUUGAAACUCUGGCUGCACGGCAUGGCCAUGUUCUUCGUCUCCGCCGUUGGCAUGGCGUCACUCCUGUGGGUGGUCCAAGAAUUCUUGCCGCAGUUUGCGUUGGUGUACGGGAUCAUCCAGGGCCUGGUCAUCUCUGUCAGCGUACGCCAGAGUGUCAUCACUGGAGAGGGGGAGCAAAUGGAGGAGAAGAAAGGACAACAGGAGGAGGUGGAGGAGACGAGUGAGAAGAAACUGGAGGUCGAGACUGACAUGCAUAAACCAAGCAUGGAGGAAAGCAGCAGAAGAAAGAUUAAGACUAAGUUACUUUGAUUAGAGGCUGACUGGAUCCUGGUGCUUCUGCACGUGCUCCAUCCAGGGGCCUCAUUGCCUAGAGCUCUACACGACCUACACUCCACUUAACUUGGCGCACGUCACAAAGCCACUGCAGCUUUCUGCUCCGAGGAAAGGAUUGAGACUCUUCUUCAAUGUGACUUAAAGGAAAACCUCACACUAUUACCAGCUUUUUCCAUGUGUAUGUCUUUUGUCUAUUUUACUUGCCCUAGACGUUCGGUACAAGCUGUGAAUUGGAACAUCACACAUUUUGUUCACAUUAAAAUCUAUUCCAUUACUUAUGAGUAUUCAUGAAGCUUUUGGGUAGAUCAGCAGUUUUAGCAGGUUCACUUUAUAUAUCCAUUUAUAAGGAACUUUGGGUCAUAUGAAACUGGAAACUAGCAAGGAGUCCAGUUUACAUCCACAAUGGUGACAUAAUUUAAGUAUUCCAUAUAGCACAGAAAGCAUCUCUGUGAAAGGACACCUUUUAAAGAAGGGAAUUUUAUUUUUUUGUCUUACACUCAAAUGACUUGAGCUACAGCCUCCAGAUCUCUUCGCUACAGAACUCCCCUCUCAUCUUCUGGCAGUCUUCCCACCAGCCCUGCUGAUUGUUCAUUUAUGGAUCCUGCUGAUGCCCAGCACUCCGUUUGAUAUGUAUAAGCCCAUCUGCAUAUACAGGAGAAGAAUAGAACCACUGCCACAGUCUCUGCACGUGUCUUGUCCCACUAUUGCCUUGUGAUUUCGACACAUUUCAUGACCCGCCUGUCGGCCAGCGUGCAUAUGUUUUUGUCUCUAUUCCCCAAUUUUUGUUCCCCUUGGGGAGACGUUGAGUUAACCAUUGGACAACUUGGACGGAGGUAUAAUGGAUUUGAUGACCUUUUGAUAGACUGAUUUCAGUGCUCUUGUGUAGACAUAGAAGGCUGGGGUGUACUGCUGUAUUUUUGCUUCCAUCGGUAUGAAUUGUUUUUAUUUUGUGGGAAAGGUAUUUGGGGAUUUUGUCCUAAAUGUGUACUGUAUGUUUGUUCAUGUGCCAUAGGCUUAUUAUAUUUGCAUGUCCUAACAGUAAUAGCUAGACACACACACAAGAGUAACUAAGAUCUUUACAGCCUACUAAUAUUACACAUCAUUUUAUUUACAAAAACCUGUAAUAUAUCAACUAACUGACAUUUUUUAAAAGCAGGGUCUUUAUUCAGGUGGUAUGUUAAUUUCCAUUUGGAAUGGAAUGGCCUUACUGACUAAUGCAGUAGCCCAUUGUAUUGUUGCAUUUUUAUCAGUUUAUAUUUACCAUGAAGACAAGUUCAGUCAUUCAGUUAUUGUAUCACAUGUAUACAGUUACCACAUCUACCUAUAACCAGCACAAUAUCUUUUUUACUGUUUAUUUCUUGCACAUUUUUUGUUUUAAUAUAGCUUUUUUAUGUUAAUCUAACCUCUAUGCAUGUUUAAGGCUGUUGUAACUGUUUUGUGCGCACAGAACUAAGCUUUAAACUCUUUUCUAUAUGAAUCUCUUUUUUAAUCCUUGUAUUAUUGUAAUACUUUAAACACUGAAGUCUCUGGAAAAGACAAAAAAAAACUGCUUGUGUCCUCAUAUGCUUUUACCUUGUGGAUUUCUUAGGAAUGCAGAAUAACUGCUGAAAUGAAAUGCAAGAGGCAUACACAGAUGUGGUGACUCCGGAGAUGUGUUAACAUUUGUUUGUUUUGGGGGGAGGUUGAGAUUGUAGAGGUGGAUAGAGAGAGGAAGGUACAGAAAGAGGAGGUGAACGUAGAGGAGGGAAGCCGGUCAAGUUCCUCUCCUAGAUGUUAUGCUGUUCUGAGCCCAGUUGUGUUCUGGACCGAGUGUGAAUAAAGAUAAGCGUCACUCCAGUGUG